UAAUUGACCACAAAUUAAUUGUCCAUUACAAUGCAUACGAUUGCACGCAGAACCAACGCACAGUGGGUCAAACAUUAUUCGCGUACAACAUAACGACCGAACUAAUAGCCGCAUAAUUAUCAAAAUCACUCGGUAAUAGACAUACUCUAUGUAACAUCCUGUGCUUUUAAAUUCAACCUAUCACCUUUUGUGCGUAGUCCCUAUUUACAUUUAAAACGUGAACGCGCGAAAACCUAUCGGCAAUGCUCUCGCUCGUUUUUAUUACGCUUGUGCUAUCGAAAACUGCUUUGUGCCAGUUAAACGGUGAAUUUUGGUGGCUACAUGAAAAGGUCGCAGCGAUGCACAACAUUGAACCGCCGCAACCAAAAUUUGAAGAAAUCAGCGAAUUGGAAACUGAUGAAAGUGUUAAAGUUUUAUUUAAAGACAAUGUGUUGAACUCCAGUGAAAGAACUGGUAGAGAAAGCAAUGAUAAGUUUACAGUUCAGAACAAAAUAUUACCUUUUAUAGUAUUUGUUGAUCGCACGAAAUUAAGCAAAGAAGAUGUUUUUAAAACAAACAUUUCUUUAAAUAAUAAUAUUAAUGAAGCUAUUAAACAAAAUAAUGUGGAACCUUUAGCGACCCCUGUCAUACGGGAAGAAUCAAGUAAGAAAGGUAAAGAUGAGUUUAAAUUUAUUUUUCCGGUAGAUAAUGAAGAUUCGUGGGAGGAUAAAAUAAAAAACUUCACGACUGAUUUAAAAUAUUCCAAUUCAACAAUAGAAGUCAAUAAAAAGCAAAGAAGCCCUAAAAUUGUGUUAAACGACAAAAUAUGGUUUGAAGAAGAAAAGAAAGAUAUUGAAACAGAAAGCAUCUGUACGUUUGUUAGUCCACAUGAAUGUCUGGUACGAAAGGGAUUCAUAAAUGCACCAAGUUCCUGUCCGAAAAAUAUACCAUCUAACACGUGUAAAAUUUGUUGCGUUAUUCCCCUAUCUUCAUCAAAACCUCAGAACUCUAACGUAUUUUAUAAGCGGUAUAGACGUUCUGAUCCAGACAAACAAUUAAACGCUGCUCUAAAGCAAAGAAAUGCUUUGUUACAAAGAAAAUAUAAUUCUAAUACAGAAUCAGCAAAAUUUGUAACUACAACAGUUCGUGCAAGUCCCGUUCAAAAAAUCGUAAGACCAAAUGAUUAUGUCGAUCCAUUUUGGAAUAUUAAAAAUCUUAAAUCUAGAAAUCCAAACUUAGAGUUCAAUAAUAAUGCAAACAAAAAGGAUUAUGAUGAGGACUAUGCAGCGGAAUUACCAAAACCUGGUUUAGCUGGACUUUAUUCUGAUAUCGAAGAUCGAGUAACUAGCUGGAAAUUAAAAACAAACAAAGGAUUUUCAUUUGAUGGCAUAGAUGAAGAAAGUGAUGAAGAAGACAAAGGAUUUGGGUAUUCUACAAUAGAUCCACGAUUUGGCACUCGUAAAACUACCCCCUCCAAGCGAAGACAUCCACAACGACCUAUAACUCCAUCAGCAAUUGAAGAUUCAAUGGGGACUUCGGAAAGUCAAACUAUUCAUUUUCAUUCAACUCCAGAUUUCCGCGUAUUGGAAGGGUUCAAACUAAUAAAUUUAGCCGAAAACAAAGACAAACACACAAGAAAGCCCACUACUGAAAAAUCCUACACAAACGAUGAACAGUCGAUAGAAAACACAUCUCCUUUUAUAACGAAUGUAGAUUUUGAUUACGAUGAUGAAUUUGAUGUUAACCAACAAGUGUUUAAAAAUUGUGGUAAGACGAGAGUGACGAAGUCUUCCGUUUCAGGCAAAGGACCAUCAGAGGGGCGAAGCGAUCCUUGGCUCGUAGUAGUUGUGUUGACAAAGAGUCCAGACAACAUUUUGUGCUACGCGACUAUCUUGCAUCCACGAGCAGCGUUGACGGCAGCUAGCUGUGUCCAUGGAAAGGCAACCGGUGAUAUUUUGGCAGUAGCAGGUGUUUGGAAGCUGAAAGAGAGAACACAAUCACAACAUCGAAUGGCGUCAAUUCACAUUCAUCCGCAGUUUAGUGCCGAUGAUCUAGCGAACGAUCUCGCUAUACUGCACUGGAAACGUCCUCUAAGGCUGCAUACCAACGUAUAUUCCGCUUGCUUGGCAGACCCUCACGUAGGUGAUGAGUGUUAUUUCGUUGGUUGGGGCGGUUACGACCAAGCAUUGAAGGAACGUCCUCAGUGGCAACGCGCGACAAUACAGCGCACUUGCGAUGACAAAGUGUCGUCUCCCGAAGUCAAUCUACCCACCAACGCGUUUUGUGCCUCAGUGGAAACACGCGGAACUGUUACUGGUGUCGGUGGGCCAUUACUUUGCAGAACAGGGGAUCGUGUGUCAGCGGUCGGAGUAGCGGUGUAUCGAGAAAACGUAGUAGUACUACUGCCGGCCUUCGAAUGGGCCACCAGCGCUCUACGCGAACUACAAAUUAAUUAAGUUAUACUUAAUGUAAUUAUUUUUUAAAAUUUUUUUUUAAUAGUAUGUACUGUAAUAUAUUAUUAACAUGAUUAUGUAGGUAUACAGUGAAAAAUGUUCACGAU
Molecule: messenger RNA, 2539 nt
Organism: Bicyclus anynana (squinting bush brown)
Lineage: Eukaryota; Metazoa; Arthropoda; Insecta; Lepidoptera; Nymphalidae
Exons: 8
Coding region: 243-2435 (730 amino acids)
Biological process (GO): proteolysis
Molecular function (GO): serine-type endopeptidase activity
Source: RefSeq, a predicted model, not a curated record